Messenger RNA from Penicillium bovifimosum, 1404 nucleotides. RefSeq names its product phosphoserine phosphatase SerB. The record is from RefSeq and is a predicted model, not a curated record. The coding region runs from base 1 to 1404 and encodes 467 amino acids. Gene Ontology annotation, molecular function: L-phosphoserine phosphatase activity; magnesium ion binding. Lineage: Eukaryota; Fungi; Ascomycota; Eurotiomycetes; Eurotiales; Aspergillaceae. Gene Ontology annotation, biological process: L-serine biosynthetic process; dephosphorylation. The transcript has 3 exons. Gene Ontology annotation, cellular component: cytoplasm.
AUGACUGACCCAACCCGUCCCACGAGGCCGUCCCUCGGUCAAAUGCGCAGCAGCUCAUUCCUGCAAGACCACCAGCAGUACAAACCCAUGGCGCCGAUCACCCCAAUGAAUCAAACCAUCGGCGAGGUUCUAGCAAGCCAAGUGGACGAAAACCUGGUGCUAAGCGCAAACCCAAUCAAGCCAGACCCCGAAAGGGUCACUGAUAGUGGCAUCAUUCAUAGCAUCUUCAACCAUCACGCAAAUCCUCUUCCUAGCGGCACGUCGCAAAUCGUCGCGACCAUCUACUACAAAUCCAACAACCCCGUCCACCCCCACUUCCACCCUGACUCUGGCCCUCAACACUCUCCAGGUGAUAAGCUACCAGCUCCCACUGUGCCCAAGGGCUCUGCCCCGACAGAAGACAUGGACAAGUUCCCGCGCGAGCCACCUGCUCCGGGACCGGAGCCACUCGACCACCUUUACGGCCCGUAUGUCUCCCAAAUGUGCCUUACCAACUUCCUUCAAAUCUUGGAAACUCUUCCCACGCCCUACCAGCGCAUGAACACUUCGCACCGUUGUCUCGAUCGAGACGAACAACCCCGCGUCGUGGAGGUCACAUUUUCGCCCCCGCCAAACCCGGAGUAUCUCUCCUUCCCGGAUCUGCGCAAACACGAGAGCAUCUGGCGCUUUGAGCGCGAGUGGAAUGUCGAGGUCGUUCUCCAAAAGGAAAGCGUUUUCCGCAGACACAAGCGUUUGGCUGUGUUCGACAUGGACAGCACCUUGAUUGACAAUGAGUGUAUUGACGAAAUCGCCAAGUUCAUUGGUGUUGAGAAGCAGGUUUCCGAAAUCACCGAACGCGCCAUGAACGGCGACCUAGACUUCACCGCAUCACUAAAAGAGCGCGUUAGUCUCCUCAACGGCGUCCCAGCCGACGUCUUCGAGAAGCUCAAGUCCGUCCUGAAAAUCGCGAAGGGCGCCCGCGAGCUCUGCCGCGCAUUGAAGACCCUGGGCUACAAGAUCGCCGUACUGAGCGGCGGUUUCCAGCCCCUCGCCGAGUGGCUGGCCGAGCAGCUCGGCAUCGACAUCGCCGUUGCCAACCACCUCGAAAUCGACGAGGCCACCCAGACCCUAACCGGAAAGCUGGUACCAUCCCACCCCAUCGUCGACGCCGCGCAAAAGCGCACUCUCCUCCAAUCCAUCGCCGCCGAACACGGCAUCCCCCUCUCGCAAACCAUGGCCGUCGGCGAUGGCGCCAAUGAUCUCCUCAUGCUUCACGCCGCUGGCCUCGGCGUCGCCUGGCGUGCCAAGUCCAAGGUCCAGCUCGAGGCUCCUACCCGCAUCAACGGCGAAAGUCUUGUCGACGUCCUAUACCUGCUCGGUUUGGAUAAUGAGGACAUCGCGGAGUUGACCUCCGAGACUAAAUGA